UGAUGAUGCCAACAUCCGCUGAGAGAGCGGGACAAUACAGCAGUUAGAGGAAGGAAGCCCCUUUAUUUUUCAUUUCCAUCUCUAUUUUUAUGUGAUUUUAUUUUGGAAUAAGACUGUUAUACUGUGUAUGUGCUGACUGUAGUGUUCAGACAAGGCGGGGCUGAACCAGCUGUCUCAUUUUGGACGCACCAGCACAGGACACAGAGGAGACACUGGAGUGUUGUUGCUGUUCCUGCUGCUGUUCGAUGACAGUAUAGAGACUCAGGCAUGAAUUCGGCUGAACAGACAGUGACAUGGCUGAUUACACUGGGAGUCUUGGACUCACCAAAGAAGAGCAUCUCGGAUCCAGAGGCUUUCCUCCAGACGUCUCUGCAGGACGGAGUCGUGCUGUGUAAGCUGCUGGAGCGACUCCGACCCGGGACGGUGGACAAAUUUGUCCAGGAUCCGAGGAGCGACAGCGACUGUCAGAGGAAUAUCGGCGAGUUUGUGAAAGGCUGCGGGGCUUACGGCGUGGAGCCUUUUGAGGUCAGUGACCUCCUGCAGGGCCUGAACUUCUCCAAGGUACUGAACUGCUUGGUUGCCCUGAACAAAGCCACUGAAAGUGUCCCUGGAGACAUUGUGCGCCUGCCACACUCCUCAACCUUGAGGAUCAAGUCAUUUGACGCUCUGAACACUCAGACUCGUUCCUCCAAACUACUGCAGCCUCAGUAUCGCAGCCUGGACAUGUCAGAGGGCAGUGGGAGUGGCCACGUGCUGGUCAAGGCACGCUUUCCCUUCCAGCAGACCAAUGAGGACGAGCUCUCCUUCUCCAAGGGCGACAUCAUCAGCGUGAGCAGGCAGGAGGAUGGGGGCUGGUGGGAAGGCUCGCUUGAAGGCAGGACGGGGUGGUUCCCCAGUAACUAUGUACGAGAGCUAAAAGGAAAUGAUAAGACAUUAGAAAAGCCAAAGUCUGGAACACUAAAGAGUCCACCCAAAGGAUUUGACAACACUAUCAUCAGUAAGACCUACUACAAUGUGGUGCUACAGAACAUCCUGGAAGCAGAGAGUGAAUAUUCCAGGGAGCUGCAGAGUCUUCUUGGUGCAUACUUGCGCUCACUUCACCCCACAGACAGACUCAGCAGUGAGGACAUCAGUCACAUUCAAGGAAAUCUGGAGGAGAUCUCAACCUUCCAGCAGAUGUUGGUCCAGUCUUUAGAGGAGCACACAAAACUGCCAGAGAGCCAGCAGAGGAUAGGGGGCUUUUUCUUGAGUCUGAUGCCGCAGAUGAAGCUCAUCUAUGUGGCUUACUGCUCCAACCACCCAUCUGCUGUCAAUGUACUCACACAACACAGUGAGGUGCUCGGGGAGUACAUGGAGUCAAAGGGAGCGUCAAACCCAGGGAUCCUGACUCUGACCACGAGUCUGAGUAAACCCUUCACCAGACUAGAGAGAUACCCAUCACUUCUAACUGAACUGGAUAGACACAUGGAGGACCAACACCCUGACAGCUCUGAUCUUCAUGCUUCCAUAGUGGCCUUCAAAAACCUUGCAGCUCAGUGUCUGGAGGUGAGAAAGAAGAAGGACCUGGAGUUGCAUAUUUUAACAGAGCCAAUCCGAAACUGGGAAGGGGAUGACAUCAAAAGUCUUGGGCCUGUUCUGCACAUGUCCCAGGCAACAGUGCACACACAGAACUGUCAGGAGUCAAAUGAACGCUACCUCAUCCUCUUCCCUCAUACACUACUCAUGUUAUCUGCCAGCCUGAGAAUGAGUGGAUUCAUCUAUCAGGGGAGGAUGCCACUAACAGGGAUGCUCAUCUCCAGAAUAGAGGAUGGAGAAAACCUGAGGAAUGCUUUUGAAAUAUCUGGUGGACAGUGUGAGCGGAUGCAGGUGGCGUGCAACAGUCAGCACGAUCUACAGGACUGGCUCGACCUUCUCACCAAACAGACACACACUCCAGCUACACACAGACACUCACACAAGCCCCAGUCCAUCUAUCACACACUGCCCAUUCAACCGGUCAGUCCAACCAGACACUCUGAGUCUCGUGGAGGGAGCAGUGGUCACAGUUUCACUCUUCCUCACCUCUCCUCCUAUGGAACGUUACACAGUAGUCUGAUGUGGGGGUCUCUGGAGCCACCGAGUACCCCCAAACACUGGAGCCUGAGCUGCCUCCGCCCUGCACCUCCUCUGCGACCCUCUGCUGCUCUCUGCUACAAGGAGGAUAUGAGUAAAAGUCCCAAGAACAUGAAGAAACUGCUCCCGAAGAGGAAGCCAGAGAGAAAACCUUCAGAGGAGGACCUCACUGCCAGAAAGAGUAUGGCAGCUUUAGAGGAGGACGCUCAGAUACUGAAGGUGAUUGAAGCCUACUGUACCAGCGCCAAGACACGGCAGACUCUCAACUCCACUUGGCAGGGGACUGACCUCAUGCACAACCAUGUGCUCGGUGACACCAGCCUCACCAUUGCUGGGCUACCCGGCAACCUGCCAUGUUCUGACCAAUCAGAGGACUCGGAUUAUGACAGUAUCUGGACCAGCCAUAGUUACAGGACUGCCUCGUUUUCUCGCUCCAGCAGGAAGGAUGUUCACAUGUUGUUCCCAGAGGAGGAGAAGAUUAUUGUGGAGGAAACCAGGAGCAACGGACAAACUGUAGUGGAGGAGAGGAGUUUAGUGGACACUGUGUACAGCCUCAAGGACGAAGUCCAGGAACUCAAACAGGACAACAAGAGGAUGAAGAGGACGUUGGAGGAGGAGCAGCGGGCGAGGAAAGAGCUGGAGAGGAUUGUCAGAAGAGUUCUCAAGAACAUGAAUGACCCCAUCUGGGAUGAGACAAACCUCUGAAAUGAAAAACACCACGGACAAAUCCAGUUUUUGAUUUGAUUUGAUUCUUUUAAAUGACCAAAUCUAUGAAACGUUGUCCCAAUGCUUCACCAGCUAUUCAACACCUGUGCACUAAACUUUGGACCAAGAGAAAGACAGAUUCCAUCCCAUCUGAGUGUAAAGCUGUGAAGCCAAAUCAGCCGGUAGGUAUAGUGACGUCACUUCCUAUCUUGCUCUCUUCCUCUUUUCUUUUAGCUUUUAGAGCACUGACAAAAAACAACAGCAAUCUUUUAUUUCUUUCACAUUCAUCCUUAUAUAUAAAUGCACAUUUAUUUCAGGAUUACUCAGAUAUGCCUUUAGUUAUUGUAACCUUUAUAUACUGAUAAGAACUAACAAAAAAUGAAGUAGCCUUUUUUGUUCUAUCAAAGUUAUUUAAGCUCAUCCUAAAAUAGCCAGCACUUGUGACCUCAUGUUUUUUAAAGGAUGAGAUGAAAAUUCUAAGUGUGACAUGGACUAAUGUGAUUUAUUGGUAGCUAGAUAAUAGUUCUCCAUCUUGUAGUUUCAAAGUGAAACAGAAGAUGGAUAUUCUCAGGAAUCAACAUCCAUUUAAAUUUUCCUCCAGAAUGAAACAUUUAAAGGUCACAUAAUGCAAGCAGCUGAGGUGAAGUCUGGUGAGAAAAGAAACAAUGAGAUGGCUGUUUAAUGUUAUACUUACGUCUAAAGCUAGUAGGUAACACUUUACAGUAGGAAUUAAUAUGACUUUUAUAAGCAUUUACUAACAGUUUUCAUUCAUGUUUUUAACUCACCAUUUAUUAAUGUUUGUCAGGUUAAUUAAGUUAUUCAUUCAUAUAUUAUUCAAGGGUUUAUAAAGCUCCUGUUAAUGUCAGUAAUAUCUGUUAACUGAUAACAGUUAAGUGACUGUAAAUGUAUUUCUUUAGUUAAUAUUUAUAAAGGUUUUUGUGUCUGUGAAGUUGAAACAUUUGUUUCCCUUAAGUGACACGUCUUUUAACUAUGACUUCAUAAGUGUACAGAUUAAGCAUUACUUAUCUAUUAUUAAGCAGUGGGAAACAUGUUCCACAAAUGUUUGGUUUGGUUGUUUCAGGUCUCACAAGGUGCAUUAAUAAAGGUUAACAAUGGUUAAUAAAUGCUUAAUUAUAGUAAAAGUGAUGUUUAUUCAAUACCCUGAUAUCCCUGUGUUAACUGACGUUAAUCCUUGAAUAAUGUAUGAAUUAAUACCUUAAUUAACCGUAAUAACAUUAGUAAAUGUUCAGUUAAAACGUUAAUUAACAUGUAGUAAACGCUUAUUACAGCAUUUACUAAUAUUUAUUAGUGUACCCUUAUUGUAAAGUGUUACCAAAUAAGGUUAACAUGGCAUGCUUUAAGUUCAUUUGGGGAAAAAAUAGCUUUGUUUUGUAUCCCAUCCAAAUAUCCUCUUUACAAUAUUACUAGUAUUAUUUAUGGUGCUUAAUAUAGAAUCACUUGUCAGUCUUUGCACUGUUUAACACUGAAACACCACAAUCUGGAAAGUGUGGUUUUGAGUUGUUUGUUUUUUUAAAACUUUUUUGCCAUUCCAGUGCAGAUAAAUUAAUGUCUAAUAAAUGAAAGAGCUGUUGGUGAGUUUUCUGCACCUGAAAGAUACCGUGGAGGAGACAGGGGAUGGAUGUAACACUUGUUUGUCUGUAAUUUGCAUAAUAUUGAUGAUUGAGCACCCUCAUUUUGACAGAAAAUAGCAAAGUUUUCAACUUCUCCAACUCUAUCACAGAAUUCAAGGACUGCCAUUGUUACAGUCCACCCAGCUGCCAGACUGUGUUGUAACACAAAUGGUAACAGUUAAGCACCAUUCAGACAGGGUUAGUUUUACAUGGGUAGGUGGUCAUUUUACCACAGGGCAUCUGUAAUGUUAAUGGACAAUCAGUACGGGAAAAUAAAUCUCACUAAAACUACCACAAGUGGACAUAAGCUAAAACGCCUAUAAUGCAAAACUAGACCAGGGAAUGAUUGUAUUGGCAUUUUAUUAGCCACAUAGCCUAGGACUACUACAUAGUGAGGUGCUUACAUCAAUAAGCAUUUACCUGAAGCAAUCAGAAGUCCUGUGCCUCUGACAAGUGCUUUCAACCUUCUUGGAAUGCUUGAAAAUCUGGGUAAAACUACUUGUAAACAGGAUAUGACGGAAUAUUUACGCACUUAUUUGCUGCUGGUCUAUUCACACAUGAUUAGUAUUACCUGGGGUAAUUUUCCGGACCUUUUUACCCAAGGUAAAAGUUGCUGUAAUCUGAUUGACAUCGUCUGGAAAUAAUGACUUACAUGGCACACUUGGGCAGGACUAAAAUCAUUGAGAAGCUCGCGUAAUAAUUACUUUACCCCACCUCUCCAUGUAAAACUAAUCCCAUCCGGUUUAAGAGUAAAGAAUUAAAAGACCACACCACCAAAUAUUGUAAUGUUUGUAUAUACAUUAAGUUAUUGUGCAUGUGCACACACUUAGGAAUCUUCCCAUGGUUAACAAAGAAAAAAAAGACUGAUCACUGACGGCUAAAUGAAGAACAGUGUAAGAAGUGUGGAUCCUAACAUAAGAGCUUUGUUAAAAACUUCAAUAGGAGGUCAUGUCAUCCACGGAAAAAUACCAGGAAGACAUAACAUGAAGUGUGUAUCUGUGUGUGUUAUCCAUUUAAUCCCAGUAAAGGGAGUCACAGUGGUGACAGAUGUAUGUAGUCUUCGUGGGCCCAGAACUUGCAAUUUACACAUCUCACCCACUAUUCUUUGGGUUUGGAAUUUCCAAAGGGCUCCAAAAAAUGACUUUCUUACCUGAAAAUGUGUAUUUUGACUACAAUCUUAACACUUCUUCACACAGCCAUGAACAUUCACGUGCAAGGUCAGGCAGUUAGUGGUUAUAAGUGAAACUGAUCACAUGACUCUUACAUUAUCCCUUACUGUUGAAAAUGAGGCUGUACAUUUGUAGAGUAACUAGAGUCACUGCAGUCAAUAACACAAAAAGAAAAACAAGAGCAAUUUAAUAUAUGAGCUCUGUAAAUCAGCAACAACAUUAACAUCAUCAGAAAAACAGGUACAGGUACAUGCAUUUCAACUUUUUAGUCACUGUAGCUGCGAAAUAGCAUUUGAAAAACAUUUGAACUGCACUGAACUGAUAAAGAAUGAUCUCGCUGCCUUCUGUUUCAAGACCAAAGCCCACGCAAUACAACACUGGAAAUGUUAAUGUUUUGUUUUUUUUUAAUGCUUUUUACAAAAUGUACUGCGAAAUGAUUGUGUUUUUUACUUUCAGCAGCUGAUUUUGAUUUGUAAGACUCUUUAUUUUAUACCUGACCUGGUUGGUUUGUAGAGAAAACCAGCAUGUUUGUCACAGGGAGAAACACUGUUAAAUACUUCACUAAAAUGGAACUGCACUACUGUAAGCUGUCUAACCCAAUAUGUCGUGUUGACUCUCAGUGCUGUACUUAUAUGAAUAUGAUACUUUUUUUUUUUUCCUAUGAUGAGAAUAUAGAAUUAUAACUCCUAUAAUUUAUUUCACCCAUUUGUUUGAAUAAAAUGAAUCAAACAUG
Molecule: messenger RNA, 6350 nt
Organism: Solea solea (common sole)
Lineage: Eukaryota; Metazoa; Chordata; Actinopteri; Pleuronectiformes; Soleidae
Gene: arhgef7b
Product: Rho guanine nucleotide exchange factor (GEF) 7b
Exons: 22
Coding region: 268-2817 (849 amino acids)
Molecular function (GO): guanyl-nucleotide exchange factor activity; protein binding
Source: RefSeq, a predicted model, not a curated record